Messenger RNA from Rubroshorea leprosula, 1524 nucleotides. NCBI's taxonomy places the organism in Eukaryota, Viridiplantae, Streptophyta, Magnoliopsida, Malvales, Dipterocarpaceae. The record is from the annotation of a GenBank genome assembly.
UCGACAGGAGAAUAAUAGCAUCCUACACCAGACAUUGUAAGAAAACUUGUAGAUUAACAAUUUCAGGGGGGGCAAGAGAUCAUUCACAAUGGCAAAUUGUCUAAGUCAUCACAGUAAAAUUACCAGCAAACUUACGGCACUCUCCUGUUUUUAAAUUCUUGGAGAAUUAGAAGGCCCACUAAACACAUACCUUCUUGCUUACACCCAAAUGGUGCCGAGAAUGGCUGGAAGGAGUACUCGUGGAAGCAGACGGGGACAGGUUGAAAGAAGAUCAAAACGACAUGAUAAAAAUCUUGAUGGGCCUGCUUUGCCUUAAUGGGCUGAUGCUAUUAUAAGCCCAAAGAAAAGAUUCGUUAAUACUUAUGAGGGGCGGCCUAGCGACUGUGAGUAGGUGAACAGUAAACUCACCCAGUGACUGUAUGUGAACUCACCAGUCAUCGCCCACCAAGACAAGAGAGGUUUUUUGUAUGGAUCAGGCCCAUCACAAAAACGAACCAGGCUUGUCAUUGCUGUCUCCUAGCCUAGCCCACAACUAGUCGCCAACCUAUAUAUAUUGCUCUUCAGACUUCACCAUUCCAUCAUGUUUCUCCAAUCCUUCUUCUCCUUGAAUUCUGCCAUUUAUUUCCUUCGCUGCUAGGUAAUCAUUAAAUGUUCAAACUCUCACCGCUUUUCGGUUGAUUUCAUAUUCCCAUCCUCCCCUGCCCAAAUAUAAACUAUUGUAAUCUGCUUGUAUUUGUUUAUUUUUUUUAAAAAAAAUUAUUUUUUCAAGUCUGGAGGUAUGGGUCGUUUCGGUGGUCGCGGAGGCGGAGGCGGAGGCGGAGGCAGAAGCGGAGGAGGGUUUCAUUCAUCUUCUGGCUUAACAUCUAAGAAUCGUAAAGAUGGUGAACUUCGGAAGGGUUGUGUUGCUGCUAAUAGUGGAUCAGCAUUUUGGUCUUGGUGGUCAUCUCUUGGUGAGGCAAUGGAUUGUCGGCAACUUUAUGUUGUAUAUAAUAAGUGUUUGGGUAAAUUGGAGGAUAAGGAAGAUGAUAAUCUAGGAUGCUAUCGUUAUUGGCAACAGUUUGAAGGGCCAUGUGAUAAAUAUAAGUCUCGUUGGAGUAGGUGGUGGACAAAGGAGGAUGAAAAAGCCCACUGUAAGGGUUGGUCAAAAGAAUAUGAGAAGGUUGUUCUUUUCUGUGUUUCAUUUUCUUCUCGUCACUGUAAACAAAAAAAAAAAAAAAAAAAAGAAGAAGAGAGAAGCAGAAGAUAGAAGUCCGAAAGAGGGAGGGGUUUUUCUUUUAUUUCUCUUGGUUCUGGAGUUUGGUUAUUGCUGGAAGCGGUAGUAAGAAGAGGAGGAUUGCUGAGCUUCCAGAACUCACCGAAGGAGGUUGUGCGUUUUCUGGUUUUUCAUCUUAGGUACAGCUCUGAAACAGAGGAUUUUGUUAGGAAAAAUGGUGAAGGAGAUGAUGGAAGCUUGACCCCCCGUGGGUGGGGUUCCUUCCAUCAAGUCCAAAUCUGUUGUUCCUUGAAAAAAUCCACCAUGCUUGC